This is a messenger RNA of Physeter macrocephalus (sperm whale), 2214 nucleotides long. RefSeq names its product EF-hand domain containing 2 (gene EFHC2). Gene Ontology annotation, cellular component: mitotic spindle; microtubule; axoneme. Gene Ontology annotation, molecular function: alpha-tubulin binding. Gene Ontology annotation, biological process: cilium-dependent cell motility; regulation of neuron projection development; mitotic cytokinesis. The record is from RefSeq and is a predicted model, not a curated record. Lineage: Eukaryota; Metazoa; Chordata; Mammalia; Artiodactyla; Physeteridae.
AUGGGAAAAGAGAAAUUCCACAAAUCUCAACAUUGGGGCUUUUGCAACAAUGUUAGGAUGCUGGUGAGUGAAGAUAAACCAGGAAUAGGUGGAGAACUGCUUCUCGGACAAAAGAUAAAGCCAAAACAUAGUGUAUUUCCUGAAGGAAUGGGAACUGAUUCACCAUCCUGGGUGGCUUUUGAUAAACAGGUAUUAUUUUUUGCUGCCUAUUUAGAAGAUGAAGUGCCUGAUAAAAUUCAAGAAAACUAUAGAAUAAGAUGCUAUAAAAUCUACUUCUACCUUGUAGAUGACACAAUUCAAGUAAAUGAACCAGCAUUGAAAAAUAACGGACGGCCUCGAUGAAUUUUUGUCCGGCGUCAUCGGAUUUCUCUCCCGCCUCCUGAUGAGGAUCAGUUUUACACUGUGCAUCAUUUUAAUGUCAACAUAGACAUUGUCUUUUAUGGUCGGACGUUCAAGAUUUAUGACUGUGGUACAUUCGCAAAACACUUUUUGAAGAAAAUAGGAGUCAAAUUAACCACCCCCCCCCCACCCGGGCAGUGUCCAGAAGAUCCUUACCUGAAGACACGGAGAGAGAAGCUAGACUGCAUGGAGCCCUUACGUCCCUAUGAGUCCUUCGACACUCUGAAACAGUUCCUUGAGUAUGAUAGGAAGGUUUUGCGUUUCUUCAGCCUGUGGGACGACUCAGGCUCAGUGUUUGGGUACCAUAGAGAACUCAUCCUGCAUUACUUUCUGUCUGAUGAUACCAUCGAAAUCAAAGGAGUAUUGCCACAUAACUCAGGAAGAGAUGCUACGUCAUUGUUCCUCCAGAGGAGAAAGCUACCUAAGUAUGGCCCCCCUGGAGUCUAUCAACCAGGCCAGAUAACAGACUGGACAGUUCUCAGUGUAGAUGGUGGCUUGUCAGAGAACCGAGUGUAUGGCUGCCUGUUGGAUAAAUACAAGCUAGGCAAAGUAGACCAACAGUUUUACAAAGAUAGUGACCUGUCCGUAGGAACCACCAUCAAUGUGUGGGGAAGGAAAGUGCUCCUUUGUGACUGUGAUGAAUUCAUGAAGACUUAUUGUAAGACUAAAUAUGGAAUUGAGAACUUUACCUCGAUUUCAUGCAAGGCCCCACCUCCUCCAAAUAUAGAAAGGAAAUUUCCAUGUUACACCGGCUUUGGUUCUGAAGAGGAUUCUCUCUGCUCCUGCAUAGGCCUUGUGCCCACACCUCAUCAGAGGAACUUCAAGAAGUUCAUGGAAAAUGACAGCUACAGCAACAUAAGCAAUACACUCCGGUUUUUUGCAAAACUAAUCACACACAAAUGUGCUGAUGUGGAAAGGACGUUUGUUAUUUCAUAUUUUCUCAGUGAUGACACAAUUUCAGUGUCUGAACCCAUGGAGAGGAAUUCAGGGUAUACUGGUGAGAUGCUCUUAAAAAGAAUUCGUGUUAAGAAGCCUGGAGCAGAAGUAUUUAAAAGUAAACUCUCGGAAUAUAUCAAGGCUGAGGAGCUGUAUGUUGGAGCCAAAGUGAACGUGAAUGGCUACCUAUUUCUUUUGGUCAGUGCUGAUGUGUAUACCUUAAACUACAUGGAGAGGAAUUCAGAUAAGUUUCCUAUGAGCAACAUUGAACUUGCCCUACAAAAGAUAAAACAAGAAGAAUCAAAAUCCAGAGAGCUCAAGCAAGUGUUUACAGCUGCUGAUUGCAUGCACACGAAGAUGGUAGAUUAUAAUACAUUCAGGGAACCCUUGACAUCAUUGUCUGUCGGGAAACUCACAGACUAAGAAGUUAUAACCAUUGCACGUCACUACCGGGUGCCUGAGAACCCCCGUCCAGAUACGAAUGUCCUAAUUGCACAGGCCCAUGAACAGCUCAAGAAAAAUACUUUUGAGAAUUUUGAAAGACUCAUUGCUACCUGUGUAUACCAAGAUCGGGAAAAGGAAAAAUUAUUACCCAGCAAAGACAUCCAAAGGCUGUGCAGGUCCUCCUGAUUACCUUUGAAUGAUGAUCUUCUGGGAUCCUUACUCUCCAGGUUUGAAGACAGUGAAAAACAAAUAAAUUACGAGUCAUUUUUCUGUGCCCUGAACUGGAGAGUGAAUCCGAUGCCCGAAUUGGAAGCACUAUGGUACAUUAAAGAGAGAUGUGAAGAUGAGUGGCUUGGGAUGCCAUCACCUAUUCUUGUGAAAUACAUUUACUAUUUAAACCUUUUAAAGGAUGUGUUUGGCUUAGAGGAGGAGUAA